AAGGUACACCCGAGGUCCAGAAUUAGAGAGUGGCUCAGCUGGGAUUCAGCAUCUCGCCCAAGAAGGCCCACCAACAAGGAGGGUGUCUGAUCACUGGCUUUGGAUAAUGGGAGCCCAGGAAUCCUGGGGAGAGGCUGGAGUGGACAGGAGUCAGGGGCUUAUUCAAGCCCAAACAAGAAGCCAGUAAGGUGAGACCAAGGAUGCUGGGUCCAAAGCAAAGAGAAACGGCCAAGGUGGUGCUGACACCUCAGCCUUGUUAUGGCUGCCAGGGCCCCACUCACCGGGCCUGAGUCCCCAGAGGUCCCCUCCUACUCCCUUCUUCAUUCCCUUCCUCAGAGGCAGGUCUGGGGCUUGGCUGGGAGCUCCAGGGACUGAGGGAGCACAGCAGCUGUGGGACAGGCCACAUAGCUAAAACCCGGCGGGCCAUAGGGCCCCGCGGAGGAGGCCCCAGCAGGCGGACCAGGCUGCCCGAAACCUCCCUACGCUCCCAGCCUGUUGCUUAUUCAUUCAGAGUGGGAAAGCGCCAGCCCAGCGGCCAGCCAGUGCCGAGCUGGCCAUGUAAGGCCCCCAGGCGGUCCUGCCUGCCCGGUGCCCUGCAGAGAGCCUCGUGCAGCCCUGGGCACCGCCCCUGCCCUGCCCUGACCCCUUGGCCUCGAAAUGCUGUCAUCGGAGGAGCCGUCCCGCUCGGGACAAGGCCAGGAUGGACAAAGCUAGAGCUGGGGCAGGCAAGGAGCCGUCCUGUCCUCGAGCCCGUGGGAAGAGAAGCACGCACAGGGAGCCACUCCUGAGAGCCUCUCAGUCCACCAGGCCUCUGCAGAGGGGCCACCAUGGCUCUGGCCCCAGCCAGUUGGCAGCUGGGGGCCCUGGUGUGGGGCGCCUGCGUCUGCGUCCUGGUGCACGGGCAGCAGGCGCAUCCAGGGCAGGGCUCGGACCAGGGACGCUGGCGGCAGCUGAUCCAGUGGGAGAACAACGGGCAGGUGUACAGCCUGCUCAACUCGGGCUCAGAGUACGUGCCUGCUGGGACUCAGCCCUCCGAGGGUAACUCCCGGGUGCUGCUGGCGGGCGCCCCCCAGGCCCCGCAUCGGCGCAGCCACGGGGGCCUCCGGCGUCGGCAGGCCCCGUCGCUGCCCCUGCCCGGGCGCAUCGGCUCGGACACCGUGCGCGGCCAAGCGCGGCACCCAUUCGGCUUCGGCCAGGUGCCCGACAACUGGCGCGAGGUGGCCGUCGGGGACAGCACGGCCAUGGCCCGGGCCCGCACCUCCGUCUCCCAGCAACGGCACGGGGGCUCCGCCUCCUCGGUCUCGGCCUCGGCCUUCGCCACCACCUACCGCCAGCCGUCCUCCUUUCCGCAGCAGUUCCCCUAUCCGCAGGCGCCCUUCGUCAGCCAGUACGAGACGUACGACCCCGCGUCGCGGACCUACGACCAGGGCUACGUGUACUACCGCGGCACGGGCGGCGGUCUGGGCGCAGGGACGGCGGCCGUGGCCUCGGCGGGGGUCAUCUACCCCUUCCAGCCUCGGGCGCGCUACGAGGAGUACGGCGGCGGCGAGGAGCAGCCCGAGUACCCGCCGCAGGGCUUCUAUCCGGCCCCGGAGAGGCCGUACGCGCCGCAGCUGCAGCCGCAGCCGCAGCCGCAGCAGCCGCCGCAGCCGCCGCAGCCGCCGCAGCCGCAGCCGCAGCCGCAGCCAGCCGACGGCCUGGACCGCCGCUACUCGCACAGCCUGUACAACGAGGGCACCGCAGGCCUCGAGCAGGCCGGCACCGCGGGCCUCGAGCAGGCCUACCCCGACCCGGGCCCCGACGCCGCGCAGCCCAACGGUGGCGCCUACGGCGGCGACCCCCGCCUCGGCUGGUACCCGCCCUACGGCAACAUGCCACCCGAGGCCUACAGCCCGCCGCGAGCCGUGGAGCCGCAGCCCCCCUUCCGCGUGCUGGAGCCUCCCUACCUGCCGGUGCGCAGCUCCGACGCGCCCCCGCCGGCUUCAGAGCGCAAUGGAGCGCAGCAGGGCCGCCUGAGUGUGGGCAGCGUGUACCGGCCCAGCCAAAACGGUAGAGGUCUCCCUGACUUGGUCCCGGACCCCAACUACGUGCAAGCGUCCACUUACGUCCAGAGAGCCCACCUGUACUCCCUGCGCUGUGCUGCAGAGGAGAAGUGUCUGGCCAGCACAGCCUACGCCCCUGAGGCCACCGACUACGACGUGCGGGUGCUGCUGCGUUUCCCCCAGCGCGUGAAGAACCAGGGCACCGCAGACUUCCUUCCGAACCGGCCGCGGCACACCUGGGAGUGGCACAGCUGCCACCAGCACUACCACAGCAUGGACGAGUUCAGCCACUACGACCUGCUGGAUGCAGUCACAGGCAAGAAGGUAGCCGAGGGCCACAAGGCCAGCUUCUGCCUGGAGGACAGCACCUGCGACUUCGGCAACCUCAAGCGCUACGCGUGCACCUCUCACACGCAGGGCCUGAGCCCAGGCUGCUAUGACACGUACAAUGCAGACAUCGACUGCCAGUGGAUUGACAUAACCGAUGUGCAGCCCGGGAACUACAUCCUCAAGGUGCACGUGAACCCAAAGUACAUUGUUUUGGAGUCUGACUUCACCAACAAUGUGGUGAGAUGCAACAUCCACUAUACAGGUCGCUAUGUUUCUACAACAAACUGCAAAAUUGUCCAAUCCUGAUCUCGGAGAGGGUGCGCAGAUGGCCGACCUCCCCACCUCCCAAAGCAGGCCCUGCUCCCCAGGCAGCCUCCCGCCAGGACAGGCCCGGCCCGAGGGGCCCGGCCACCACCCACAGGCAGGGGCAGCUGGACGCUGGGAGCAUCCUUCCCUGCCUGCCUCAGGGAGCGAACGUGGACCAAAACCACAGGGAUUCCGGACGCCAGGCCCAGUUGUGUACUUAACUUUCCCCUACAGCGUGAUUUUGUUGGUUGUUGGUUUUUAUUUUUUAUAGUUUGGCCAUACCACAGAGCAAGAUUGCCCAGGCCUGGGCUGAAUAAAACAAGGUUUUUCUA
Balaenoptera acutorostrata (minke whale) is the source of this 3010-nucleotide messenger RNA. RefSeq names its product lysyl oxidase like 1 (gene LOXL1). Gene Ontology annotation, biological process: peptidyl-lysine oxidation. Gene Ontology annotation, molecular function: protein-lysine 6-oxidase activity; copper ion binding. The coding region runs from base 828 to 2678 and encodes 616 amino acids. NCBI's taxonomy places the organism in Eukaryota, Metazoa, Chordata, Mammalia, Artiodactyla, Balaenopteridae. The transcript has 7 exons. The record is from RefSeq and is a predicted model, not a curated record.